AUGCAUCUAUUAUAUGAUAUACUUCUAAUCUUUUUUCGUAUUUCAAUUUCUUUCUCUGUAAAUAGUGUAACUUUUGUCUUCUCUCCAGUCCCAAACAGUGUAGUGCAAACUUUGCUACUUUCCGAUACAAUUCUAACCAAUGCUUCAUACAUAACACGUUUAUCAUCUACCGAUGCUAAUUUACUCAAUUCAACAGACGCUCUGCGAGCAGCAAGUAAUAUCAAUUCAAUUGUUUUCAGUGGGGAAACAGGUGAUUGUUCGUUGCCGACUGCAUUAGCCACUCGAUAUUCAACAAUUAACGUCAGUAGCCCAAUAUGUUUCACAUCCGUGUCAUCCUCGCUGAUGAAUUUUCUACAAUUAUCAGUCACAAGUCAAGGAUUAGCAUCAGCAGCCACACUUUUUAUGAAUCGAUAUUCUUUAACAUAUUUUUCUAUGAUUAUUGGCAGUUCAAAUGACUUUUAUUUUAAUUUAGCACAAGAGUUCUCAACCUAUCUAUCACAAAAUUACUUUACUCUGGAGCACUUCUUCUAUAAAUCCAAUUUUACACAAUCACUAUUACUUUCCUAUCGUACCAAAGUGUACUACGUCAUUUGUUCAUAUGCGGAUGAAAUCGAUCUGUAUUCCAAAAUUGUUUCAUUUUCUCAACUAUCAACCAAUAAUGCAGUUUUUAUUUUUCUUCGUUGGUCACCACACUUUGCUAGUUUUUAUACCACACAAUAUGCACCAGAUGAAUCCUUAACAGUACCAUUAAGUACAUUUGCUAUUCUACAUCUUUUACCUAUCGAUACUGGUUCAACCAGCACUUUUAACAAUCUAAUUUUGAACUAUGAACAACAGAUUCUAGCAAAUGUGUCCAACGUUACGCUUAGUGAUGAUCUUAUUUUGAUUUUGAAUGAAUUGGAAAGUGUUGAGUAUCUUCGACAAUCGAGUGUAUCGUCAUUUAUCAACCCGGUCACUUUAAACAGCAAUCUGCAACGUCUAUUUUCAUAUGUUCUGGUCGCCUUAAAUUGUAAUCAAACAUGGACCAUAGCCAAGCGAAUCAAUCCGCUCGCUUCAACUUUCGACGAUGCUAGUUCAAGCGGGUGUGUCGUAGUGAACUAUCCCACACUUGAUACAGUGACGACUGAUGAUGGAGGUUGGCGUAUUCUUCGUAUUGUACUUUUCUCGUUAUUGGGAGUGUUCGCUGCAUCUGCUAUUGCUCUGGUUGUGUUUUUCGUGAUGAGAGCACAACGCGUUCGUCAGCAAAUGUCAAAAGGUCCAAAUAAGAUUGUACUGUUGCCAGAAGAUUUGAUGUUUGUUAUGCCAAAAGGAUCAAUAUUUACUAGCAAAGUUAAUCUAAGAAAUGAACCACAUGAAAGAAGUAACGUGUCCUUACGAAGCGGAGAUAUCCAGGCAGGAAAAACAGCCCGUUAUAAUGGCGACUUAGUGGAAGUCAAACAGUUGCAUAUUGGUCCAUUAUCGCUUCGUACAAAAGUUAUGAAAGAAUUACGGUUAUUAAAGGAUCUUCGUCAUGAAAACGUGAAUACGUUCAUCGGAAUUUUCAUCGACCAGACUGCACCCGCUCUAAUAUUUGAAUAUGGCCAACGAGGCAGUCUAGAGGAUAUUAUUAAAAAAGAAGAAAUUAAACUCGAUUGGAACUUUAAAUGGUCAAUGCUCAAUGAUCUUGUUCGAGGCAUGCGUUAUUUGACGAAUUCUCCUAUACGUUGUCAUGGCAAUUUGAAAUCCAGGAAUUGUAUUGUAGACUCGCGUUGGGUUUUAAAAGUAACAGAUUAUCGUCUUAAUGAAGUGUACGCCACGCAAAAUGCUCCAAGACAAGUUGAUAUAAACGAUCUUCUUUGGAUGGCACCUGAGCACAUUCGUACAGCGAUCAUCAAAAAUGAUGUCGCUACAGUUAUGACAAGUUCUUCAGCCGGUGAUGUCUACAGCUUUGGCAUAAUUAUGCAAGAAGUGAUCUUACGCGGACCUCCAUUUUGUAUGCUAGAUCUUUCACCACAAGGUACAUCGUCUUUAUCUUAUGUGUCGCACAUUUUCUAUGCUGAUCUAUUGCUAGAAAUAAUCGCAAAAAUUAAGAAACCGCCACCAUUAUUACGACCAUCCGUCUCAAAACAAGCUGCGCCACCAGAGUACAUCAAUUCAAUGAAACAGUGUUGGGCCGAACAAGCAGAAACACGACCAUCAUUCAAUGAUUUGGCUCAAUCGAUUAAACUGAUGAAUGGUGGAAAGAAAGUCAAUAUCGUCGAUACGAUGUUUAAAAUGCUUGAACAAUAUUCGAAUAAUUUGGAAGAUUUAAUCAAAGAACGAACGACACAAUUAGAAGAAGAAAAGAAGAAAACCGACAAACUCCUAUCACAAAUGUUACCACCGAGUGUUGCUGAAAGUUUAAAAUCUGGCAAAGCCGUCGAAGCUGUUUGGUUCGAAUGUGUGACAAUCUAUUUCUCUGAUAUCGUUGGUUUCACGACAAUAUCAGCGUUGAGUGGUCCCAUGGAAGUUGUCGAUCUCUUAAACGAUUUAUACACUAUGUUUGAUUCAAUUCUCGAAGAUUUCGAUUGUUACAAAGUGGAAACUAUUGGUGACGCUUAUAUGGUGGUUAGUGGCCUUCCAAUUCAAAAUGGAAAGAAACAUGCUUCAGAGAUUGCUACCAUGGCAUUAACACUUUUGCAUGCAUGUGGUAAAUUUAAAAUUCGUCACAUGCCUGGCGUACCACUACGGUUACGUAUUGGUCUUCAUUCCGGUGCAUGUGUAGCUGGCGUUGUUGGUCUAAAAAUGCCUCGAUAUUGUCUUUUUGGUGAUACAGUCAAUACAGCCUCACGUAUGGAAUCAACGAGUAUGGCUUUUCGUAUCCAUUCCAGUGAAACAACAGCAGGGUUAUUAGAGGAAAUUGGUGGAUUUCAAUUAGAAUACCGUGGUAUAACAGAAAUCAAGGGUCGUGGUAAUUAUAAAACAUAUUGGUUAUGUGGAAAAGAAGGCUUUGAUAAAGAGUUACCCGAUCCAGUUAUUUCUGACAAUAAUCACGGUCUUGACAAAGAGCUUGUUCGAAUGGUCGAAGAAAGGAAAGCACGAGAACGUGAAGAAGCUGAAAUAGCUAAAGCAACAGCAGCUACUGCAACAAAAAAUGAAAUUCAAGUAAAACCUAUUAUUGAAACAGUUUGUCAAGACACUCCAGCAUCUACAACAAUACCAACUCCUGCUGCUAAAACAAAUACUAACGAUAAAACAGAAGAUUUAUUGCGGUUUACUCCACCACCUCAACAGCAAACACGACGUCCGUCGACGUACGACGAACCUAAACAGAUGAAUACUAAUGAAAUUCCAGCUAAACUACAGCAAAUGAAUGGACCUAGUGGACCGGUUCGCAAAUCGACAAAAGCAAAAUGGUGA
Molecule: messenger RNA, 3378 nt
Organism: Adineta ricciae
Lineage: Eukaryota; Metazoa; Rotifera; Eurotatoria; Adinetida; Adinetidae
Source: the annotation of a GenBank genome assembly